CCGCCCCGGGAGGGCCUGGAUCGCCUCGCAUCUAGGGAACAUUAAGGUACCCCUUGUUCCAGGAAUAAGAGACCCUAGGAGUUGGAGGGGAACUUUGUGGCCCACCCAUCUCUGGGCUCACAGCCCUCCUGAGUUGCCCCUCAGGCCCAGGCGGGUCCCACCCAACCGGCCAGGGUGGCAGCUUGCGCAAGGGGUGGGGCUAGGCGCUUCCCAGCAGAUGCCCCCUCCUGGCUCCUUCCUCUUUCGGUGCCCUCAGCUCCCCCCCAUCUGUCCGCCCCCUCAGGCCAGCCCCGUCCCCCUGGUCCCCCUGGCCAUUGGGGGCUGGCAUGAGUGCUGCCCCCUGGCCUGGUUGGCAGGGGCUGGCGCCCGGGCAAGGAGCUGUGAAAAAGAUGGGGAGCCCUGAGGACGACCUCAUCGGGAUCCCGUUCCCAGACCACAGCAGCGAGCUCCUGAGCUGCCUCAACGAACAGCGCCAGCUGGGCCACCUCUGCGACCUCACCAUCCGGACCCAGGGCCUCGAAUACCGCACCCACCGGGCCGUGCUGGCCGCCUGCAGCCACUACUUCAAGAAGCUGUUCACCGAGGGCGGUGGCGGCGCCGUCUCGGGGGCCGGGGGCGGCGGGCCGGCCGCCGGGGGGGCGGGCGCCGGCGUGUGCGAGCUGGACUUCGUGGGGCCGGAGGCCCUGGGCGCCCUGCUCGAGUUCGCCUACACGGCCACGCUGACGACCAGCAGCGCCAACAUGCCCGCCGUGCUCCAGGCCGCCCGGCUGCUGGAGAUCCCGUGUGUCAUCGCUGCCUGCAUGGAGAUUCUGCAGGGCAGCGGCCUGGAAGCCCCCAGCCCCGACGAGGACGACUGUGAGCGGGCCCGCCAGUACCUGGAGGCCUUCGCCACGGCCACGGCCACGGCGGCGGGAGUUCCCGAUGGCGAAGACAGCCCCCCGCAGGCGCCCCGCCCGCCCCCGCCCCCGCCGCCCCCUCGGCCCGUGGCCCGCCGCAGCCGCAAGCCCCGGAAAGCGUUCCUGCAGACCAAGGGGGCCCGGGCGAACCACUUAGUGCCCGAGGUGCCCGCGGUGCCCAGCCAACCCGUGACCUACGAGGAGGAGGAGGGGGCCAGGGUGGGUGGCAGUGCGGGCAGCGGGCCGGGGGACAGCUACAGCCCUCCAGCAGGGACUGCUUCACCCCCCGAGGGGCCCCUGACCUACGAGGCCUAUGAGGGUGAGGAAGAAGAGGAGGAGCCCGUGUACUCCACCGCCUACGGGCUGGCGCAGGGGGGUGGGCCCCCGCUGUCCCCAGAGGAGCUGGGCUCAGACGAGGACGCCAUCGAUCCUGACCUGAUGGCCUACCUGAGUUCGCUGCACCAGGACGCCCUCGCGCCCGGCCUGGACGGCCAGGACAAGCUGGUGCGCAAACGCCGCUCCCAGAUGCCCCAGGAGUGCCCCGUCUGCCACAAGAUCAUCCACGGGGCAGGCAAGCUGCCCCGCCACAUGAGGACCCACACGGGUGAGAAGCCCUUCGCCUGCGAAGUCUGCGGCGUCCGCUUCACCCGGAACGACAAGCUGAAGAUUCACAUGCGGAAGCACACCGGAGAGCGGCCUUACUCGUGCCCGCACUGCCCAGCCCGCUUCCUGCACAGCUACGACCUCAAGAACCACAUGCACCUGCACACGGGGGACCGGCCCUACGAGUGCCACCUGUGCCACAAGGCCUUCGCCAAGGAGGACCACCUGCAGCGCCACCUCAAGGGCCAGAACUGCCUGGAGGUGCGCACCCGGCGGCGCCGGAAGGACGACGCGCCACCCCACUACCCACCGCCCUCCGCCGCCGCCCCGUCCCCCGCGGGCCUCGACCUCUCCAACGGCCACUUGGACACCUUCCGCCUCUCUCUGGCCCGAUUCUGGGAGCAGUCAGCCCCUACUGGCCCUCCGGUCGCCGCCCUGGGGCCCCCUGAUGACGAGGAGGAGGAGGGGGCACCCAGUACGCCGCAGGCCGAAGGUGCCAUGGAGUCCUCUUAGAGAGGGCCGAGCGGCCGGGCUGGCGCAGCGCGAGGCCGGGCCGCCGCUGCCAAGCAGUGGGAGUGGGCGGGACGGACAGAGCCGGGUCGGGGCUCUGGGCCUCCCCGGCUUCAGAGAUCUGCCCCUUCCCCCGCGCCCCCCAGAACCCUCAUCCCAGUUCCAAGCUGAGAAGGUUUUGGGGUAGAGGCUCCCCAGACUGGGGUGAUCUCCCAAGGAGUGACGCAGGAUAGUAUGUCUAUAUUUACAGCUCUAUUGUAAAGGUGGGGUCCCUGUCCCCAGCUGCUCCUGGGGAGUAGAAGCAAUAAUGUAUUUCUGAUUUGUGGGGUCCCUCUUCGGCUAUGCGGGUUUCCAGGGGGUGGGGGGCUUGGGACCAAAGUCUUGCCCCGCCCCCACGCCCCUAGGGGUUUUGGCUGCGUCAGGGGGUGAAGGACCGCCCCUCCCUUCCCUUCCGAGACCCCUCCUUCCUGGUUUCUGUUCCCUUUUCCUGGCAGUGAAUUAUGCAAAGGGGGGCGGCGAAGGAAGGGUAGGUGGGGGAAAGCGAGGUAGAAGCUGGAAAGCCUGGGGGACUGGGCCCCGCAGGAAGGAGCCAUCCUCGCGCCCCCCCCCUCGCCCCCCGCCAGGCUCCGAGCGCUGAGUCACGGGGUCCUGGAGGAGAAGGGGGCGGGGUGGCCUGAGUGGCUCGCCCGCCCCUGGGGGCAGCGGGAGGGGCCCGCUCCGCUCGGCUCUCCGCCCCGGCCCUGCCCUCCCCUCCCGCGUCCCCGGGCAGGGAAUGUCUUGUUCCCGCCGCUCCCUCCCCGGGGCCAGAGGGCAGGGCGGGCCGGGUGGCUCCUGCCCUCCUCUCCUCCUCCCGCCCAGGUGCGAGCCGGAGCCGCCGCCGGGCCGCCCCUGACUCACGCCGCCCCCGGGCUGGCGCGGCGCGGGCUCGGGCACGGGGUGAGGGGCUGCGGGCCUGCGGAGCGCGCGGGCGGGCGCCCCCUGGCGGCCGCUCCGGGGACCCGCGGGCGCGCCGCCGGGAGAGCGCCGAAGGGGUUCCGCUCCCAGACCCCUGCCGGCCCGGCCGCCCUGCUGGGUCUCGGAGGGCAGCCCCCUCGCUCUUCCCUUAGGAUUGAAUCCACCCCGGUUCUGUACAUAGCCUCUUCUGUUGGUCUUGUUGAAAUCUAGUUUCAGAUUUUUAACUACCCAAUUCUGCUGGGGGUGGGGGCAACUGCCCCCCCUCCCGUCCUCGCUGGGUGCUGCCCCCCCUCGCCCCCCCCCCCUUGCGGCCUGGGCUCUGCCUUGCACUAUUUCCCCUCCCUGGCCUGGCGGCCCCUCCCCCUCCUUAAAAGGGGCAGGUUAAGGGGCCCGGUGCUCUCCCUUCCUCCCAUGCACCCUCAUGCCCAUUUGCACAGCUGCCCAGGUACCCCCAAUAGUGAGGGGGUGUCACAGGGAGGGGGUAGCGGGACCAGUCCCUGUAUCUAUUUAAAAAGUGAUGAUGUAAUAUAUUGGGGUUGGGGGAGGUCAGGUGGCCCUGGGCCUCAUCU
Molecule: messenger RNA, 3532 nt
Organism: Panthera uncia (snow leopard)
Lineage: Eukaryota; Metazoa; Chordata; Mammalia; Carnivora; Felidae
Gene: ZBTB7B
Product: zinc finger and BTB domain containing 7B
Exons: 3
Coding region: 327-2012 (561 amino acids)
Biological process (GO): positive regulation of gene expression; regulation of transcription by RNA polymerase II
Molecular function (GO): protein binding; RNA polymerase II cis-regulatory region sequence-specific DNA binding; DNA-binding transcription factor activity, RNA polymerase II-specific
Source: RefSeq, a predicted model, not a curated record